CGGGAAUUAUACAUAAGCUUGGGAAUAUAACCAUCACAUUCCCUCUGUUUUCAACCGAGCAAGCAAAACAUGUCAGCUCAAAUGGACCAAGAAAAGACUCUCAGUGGCAUUGAUGGCCGUAAGCCAUCUCAAAUUCAGAACGGGACAGUCACAGUCGCCAACCUCAUCGAUGCCGAUGAAGCUCUCGAAUUCUUGACGAAUCAUUCUCGUGCUGUCGAUAUAGCAAUUGAAGGAAACGCUAUACUCGAUGAUCCAAAACAAUUGAAGAAGUUGAUCCGCAAGAUCGAUUUGACGAUUGCACCACUCCUUGCAGCCGUCUACUUCCUCCAGUUUCUAGACAAGACCACUUUGUCGUACACCGCAGUUAUGGGAAUCAGGGACGAUACAAACUUGAAAGGACAAGACUACUCGAAUUUGUCCAUGCUCUUUUAUAUCGGUUUCCUCGCAGCAGAGUUCCCAACACAAUACCUCGCCCAGCAUAUCUCUCGUCUCAGUCUCUACCUAGGAGUCAACAUCAUGCUCUGGGGUUUCAUUCUCGGCUGCCACGCAGCAUGUACCUCCUUCGCUGGACUCGCAAUCUGCCGCACUCUCCUCGGCAUGUUCGAAAGCUGCGUCGCUCCAAUCCUCGUCCUGAUCAUCGCAAUGUGGUAUAAGAAAGAAGAACAAGGAAGACGCGUAUCCUGGUUCUAUGUCUGCAACUCUCUCACGAUGAUCUUUGGCGGGCUGUUAGCAUAUGGAGUUAGCUUCAUACAUACGAAGUUUGCGAGCUGGAGGAUCUUUUUUGUUGCUAUUGGUGGGCUGACGAUUGGUAUUGGAGCACUUGUUUGUGUUUUUCUACCCGACUCGCCAGUAAAGGCGAAGAGGUUCUCGGACGCGGAGAAAGUGGCUGCGUUGUUGAGAACGAAACGUAAUCAGAGUGGGACGCAGAAUUCUCAUCUGAAGAAGGAUCAGGUGUUUGAAACUUUCAAGGAUAUUCGCGUCUGGUUGGUCUGUCUCUGCACCAUGCUCAGCUCCAUCCCAAAUGGUGGUAUCUCGAACUUCAAUACCAUCCUCCUCACAACUUUUGGCUACACUUCAAGAGAAGCACUUCUCAUGUCCGCUCCUGGUGGAGCGGUCGGCGUUAUUUGCGUGCUCGGCGUUGGAUAUCUGUCAGACAAAUGGAGAGACAGGACUUCAGUCAUGUUGAUUGCCAUUCUUCCUACCAUUCUUGGUGCUGGUCUGAUGAUAGGCCUGGAUCCGAAUGGAGUUCCAAAGAACAAGGCUGGUCUAUUGGCAGCCAGUUUCUUGACUGGUACAUUUGGGGCGGCUUUCAUGUUGCUCCUUGCUUGGAAUGCAUCAAACAUCGCGGGCCACACCAAGAAAGUCACCAUCAAUGCUCUGACAAUGGUCUCCUUCGCUACAGGAAACAUCCUCGGUACGCAAACCUUCCAAGCAAAAGAAGCCCCGGGAUAUAUCUCGGGCAAGAUCAGCAUCAUCGCUACACUUGGUGCUUUGUAUUUUAUGAUUAUGAUAUUAAGGUGGUACAAUGGUAUGUUGAAUCGGAAGAAUGAGAGGAUUCUGGAGGGCAUGAGUGAGGACCAAAAGGCCGAAAUGAGGGAGAAUAUGACGUUUGCCGAUCAGACUGAUAGAAAGAAUCCAUUCUUUAGGUAUACUCAUUAGAUGAUAGAGCAGGGCUGAAAUUAAGAGGAUGGCUGUGGCUGUAGGAAACAAUUUCAUGUGGCUGGCUCACCAGCUGGCAAUAUGUACACGAUCCAAAAUAUAAA
Molecule: messenger RNA, 1763 nt
Organism: Cadophora gregata
Lineage: Eukaryota; Fungi; Ascomycota; Leotiomycetes; Helotiales; Ploettnerulaceae
Exons: 4
Coding region: 70-1659 (529 amino acids)
Biological process (GO): transmembrane transport
Cellular component (GO): membrane
Molecular function (GO): transmembrane transporter activity
Source: RefSeq, a predicted model, not a curated record